Ilex paraguariensis (yerba mate) is the source of this 718-nucleotide messenger RNA. The record is from the annotation of a GenBank genome assembly. Lineage: Eukaryota; Viridiplantae; Streptophyta; Magnoliopsida; Aquifoliales; Aquifoliaceae.
AGCUGACUCUGCUACAGUUGUAGGACUCAAAAACCAGUCUCUCUCUCUCUCUCUGUCUCUCUGGAAGUUUCAAUGGCGACUGAAGAGAUUACCAAACCUCCAUCUCUCCCUCCAUACCCAGAGAUGAUUUUUGCAGCCCUUGAUGAACUGAAACAUAAGGAAGGCUCAAACAAAUCAGCAAUCUCAAAAUAUAUUGAAGCAACAUACGGGGACUUGCCAGCCGGCCACACAAACUUGCUCACACAGCACUUGAACAUACUGAAAGAGAGUGGACAGCUGGUACUGGUGAAGAGCAACUACAUGAAGCCUGACCCAAAUGCUCCGCCGAGGCGCGGCCGUGGGCGGCCAAGAAAGGACCCAAAUGCACCACCUGCACCCAAGAAGGUGAAACCAGCUGGAAGUUCCGGUAGCGCGGCGACAACAGCGGUGUCGAAGACCGGGAGGCCGAGAGGUAGGCCUAGGAAGGUGCAGCCUCAACAUGCACAAAAUGGUGUCCAGGCAGGGGAGCUAAAUUAGACCACCCUUUGGGAAUGUGUUGGGUUUGAUAAGUCUGCUCGAGUUGUUUUUGUAGUAAUGUUGUGUUUGUUGGGUGUUGAUACAUUGUAGUGGGAGUUGUGUGCAGUAGUUGCAUGUAAAUUAAAUGGUACUUUUUGAGGUUUGUACUUUGUAGUGCUAAAUGCUAAUAUUCCUCCAUGAGAGAGACUAAUGUUUAUAUGGG